AUGGAGAAGAUAGAGAAACUUGUUGCCGCCUUAAGUAAGGAUUUGGUAGGAAUUAUUGUGCCUGUUAUGGUCCCAGAAAAAACAUUUAAGCAUGGAAUAGAGUACCAGCCAAGAAAAGAAGAUGAGAUCGAAGAUAACUCAAAGGAAAGUCCGUCUAAACCAUCGCCACUCCUGCACCAAUCAUUUCCCAUGCAUGAGAUUUCAAAUGAUGAUGGUCUUGGGGAUAGGAUAGAAAAUCUGUUCGAGGGAUGCAAUGCUGUACCAGAAGAUUUUUCAAAGCCCAGUGGGGUAAAAAAGGUUGCACCAGGAGAGGCUUUACAAAAUUGGACUUUCACUCCGCUCCUUAUUCGUCGCCUGUCAUGUGCAAAAAUGGAAGCUCGAACAAUCAACAACUCUCCUGAAAUUGUUGCUUUUGCUUUUGUGGAUUUAUACUAUCGUGUUUUACAGAAGUUUACUAAUCAGGCCCAUCGAUUUUAUAAGGAAAAUAGUGUUCUAAGUUGGCCCUUUCAUCGAGAAAUUGAGUCUGUGAAAUCUUCUGAAGAGAUAAAUGAAUUUAUUAUUUCAUCUCACUUCAAAGACAAAAAAGUGGAAGUCAUAAAUAUUGACUCACAAUCAUCUACUGGAGGAGGUGUUCUUGUGUUGGUAACAGCAUGCUUGAUAGAGCAAGAUAACUUAAGAAAAAAUUUCUCUCAGACAUUUUUUCUUGCUCCACAAGAAAAUGGAUACUAUGUGUUGAACGAUAUUUUUCGCUUUGUUGGUGUGGUAGAAUCUUCAGCACUUGUUGACGAAAAGGUUGAUGAAAAUGCUUUAGUUGCUCCUUUGGCUACUGAGAGCAAAGUCGAAGAUACUAUAAAGGAAGUUUUCGAUAAUUCAGAGACUAAGGUGACGAAAGAUGAUCAAGUUGUCCAGAAGCCUUCACUUACUUCAAAUGAAAAAGAAAAAUUUGUUGCUGAGAUGGCCCUAGUCGUUCAGAAUGAGGCUCCUAAACUUAGCUAUGCUUCUAUCAAAGAAGUUUCUAAUAAUUCAGAGACUAAGGUGACGACCAAUGAUCAAGUUGACCAGAAGCCUUCACUUACUUCAAACGACAAAGAAAAAUCUGUUGUUGAGACGGCCCCAGUCGUUCAGAAUGAGGCUCCUAAACUUAGUUAUGCUUCUAUCAAGGAACAAGGUAGGUCCUCUCCAUCAGCGAAUACCCCAUACAAAAAUGUAAGGGUUGUUGCAGAGGAUGGUCUCCUAUCAACACCUAAAAGAUCUGAAGCCAGCGGCUUAGUUCAGGCGCUAACAUCUAGUCCGAGUUGUGUGUCGAAAGCUGCAACUGCUUCAACUAAUGUUGCACAAGGCCAAUAUAAAUCAAUAUAUAUCGGAGGAUUGCCAACCAACACAACAAGAAGUGAUCUUUAUGCUAUUGUCAAAGAGUUUGGACUAAUUGACAUUCAGGACGUUCAACUCAAAAUUUAUGAGGAUGGAUACUGUGUAGGAUUUGUGCAUUUUCAAGAUGAAAUUUCUGCUAAAAAAGCUGUCCAAACGCGUUACAUUACAGUGAAGGGGAGAGAAGUUUACAUCAGAUAUAAGAGACUUAACAAAGGUCGUGGCGAUAGGUCAAUCUCUCUAUCAUAUGGAGGUAGAUUUCCUAACAGUGGUUCUGAGUCGCAAAGACGGCAUCAAAAUUCUGAUGGACACAAGGGAGAAGGUUACCAACAACAGAACUAUAGGAAGAGGGGCACUAACUAUAAUUAG
Messenger RNA from Capsicum annuum, 1737 nucleotides. Its product is annotated as nuclear transport factor 2-like. The coding region runs from base 1 to 1737 and encodes 578 amino acids. NCBI's taxonomy places the organism in Eukaryota, Viridiplantae, Streptophyta, Magnoliopsida, Solanales, Solanaceae. Gene Ontology annotation, cellular component: cytosol; ribonucleoprotein complex. The record is from RefSeq and is a predicted model, not a curated record. Gene Ontology annotation, molecular function: mRNA binding. The transcript has 9 exons.